Molecule: messenger RNA, 4070 nt
Organism: Hemiscyllium ocellatum (epaulette shark)
Lineage: Eukaryota; Metazoa; Chordata; Chondrichthyes; Orectolobiformes; Hemiscylliidae
Gene: osbpl11
Product: oxysterol binding protein-like 11
Exons: 13
Coding region: 186-2402 (738 amino acids)
Cellular component (GO): cytosol; intracellular membrane-bounded organelle; membrane
Molecular function (GO): sterol binding
Source: RefSeq, a predicted model, not a curated record
ACGGCUUCCGGGUUAGUCCGGCGGGUUACAAUGUGGGAAGGGGUUCUCUGCUCAUUGUUAUACUGCAGCGUGUAACAGGGGCCGCCGCCAUCCAGCGACUCUCCUUCCACUCCCCCCGACCUGCUCCCUCACCCGCCCUGACUGGAAACCCACAGCUCCCGGCUGGGAGCUGCAGCCGCUCGACGAUGCAAGGAGGAGACGUGACAGUUCCAGCUUCUACCUCCAUGAAAGUGCCUGAAGCUGAUGUGAAAGCAGAAGCGCCUGUCCACAAACUCUUGGGAAGAGGAAAGGGCUGGCAGUACAGUGAUCACAUGGAGAAUGUACAUGGAUAUUUGAUGAAAUAUACAAAUCUUGUCACAGGCUGGCAGUAUCGAUUCUUUGUUUUAAAUAAUGAAGCUGGACUACUAGAAUAUUUUGUCAACGAGCAAUCCAGAAAUCAAAAGCCAAGAGGCACUUUGCAGCUAGCAGGGGCGGUCAUCUCACCAAGUGAUGAAGACUCUCACACCUUUACAGUUAAUGCUGCUAUAGGAGAACAGUAUAAACUAAGAGCUACUGAUGCAAAGGAACGUCAACACUGGGUUAGCAGACUUCAGAUAUGUACUCAACACCAUACAGAAGCUAUUGGGAAGAAUAAUCCCCCUUUGAAAUCUCGAAGUUUUUCCCUGGCUUCUCAGGGAAACAGUUCUCCAGGUGUACAGAGAAGAGCAAGUCAGAGUGCUGCUGCUUUCUUUGGUGUAACUCAUCACAAGGGACUUGGGCUGUCAAAGAGAUCCCAUGUCCUGCAACCAGAUCAUUUGGUGGAUGUUCGUGAGAUGAUGAACCAGGCUGAAGGACAACAUAAGGAUCUUGUGCGAGCCAUUGAAGGAUUGCCUCCCUUUGGAGAACAAAUAUCAGCACUGGACCAAGACCUGCUUAUGCUCAAAGCCACCACAAUGGCAACAAUGAACUGUUUGAAUGAUUGCUUUCAUAUUCUCCAGCUCCAGCAGGCUGCCUACCAGAGGAAUUCCUUUGCUACAGGGACAACAAUUGAGUGGUUGGAACCUAAAUUGCCACUAUCGGACCAUCUUAAGAAUGGAAAGGCACGACAGCCAUCGAUUGAAAAAGAUCAGACAAAAGCAGCUAGUGGAAUACAGCCUGUUUCUGAACCCUGCCAAUCAACACGGGAACCUGAGAGAAUAAAUCCAGAUGAAGAAAUAGAAGAUACCUUUGAGAACAAUGAGGAGGAUGAUCUUGGAGUUGUAGAAGAACAACGUAGCGUUAUAUUGCACUUGCUGUCUCAGCUGAAGCUUGGCAUGGAUUUGACACGAGUAGUGCUUCCAACCUUCAUAUUGGAAAAACGUUCAUUACUGGAGAUGUAUGCUGAUUUUAUGUCCCAUCCAGACCUCUUCAUUGCUAUCACAGAUGGUGCUACCCCUGAAGAAAGGAUGAUCUGCUUUGUUGAGUAUUACCUCACCUCAUUCCAUGAAGGCCGCAAAGGAGCCAUUGCUAAGAAACCGUACAAUCCAAUUAUUGGUGAAACAUUUCACUGUUCAUGGAAUGUACCAAAAACCACAUUAAACAAUAAAUCAUCCAAUACCUCAUCACAGAGUUGUCAGCAAAAGACAAAAUGUUCUGAUGGGACAGAAGGAAGAAGCCAAUCAGACUAUCAUUUGAGAUUUGUGGCAGAGCAGGUGUCCCACCAUCCACCUGUUUCAGGAUUUUAUGUAGAGUGUGAAGAGAAAAACAUGUGUGCAAAUACACACGUAUGGACGAAAAGCAAGUUUAUGGGCAUGUCUAUUGGAGUUGUAAUGAUUGGAGAAGGUCUUCUAUGCCUCUUGGAACAUGGCGAGGAGUACACAUUUACUCUUCCUUGUGCAUAUGCUCGUUCCAUUUUGACUGUUCCUUGGGUAGAACUUGGAGGAAAAGUUAAUGUCAACUGUGUAAAGACUGGUUACUCUGCAGCUAUUACUUUCCACACAAAACCAUUUUAUGGUGGCAAACUUCACAGGGUGACAGCUGAAGUAAAACACAAUGCGACGAACACUGUUGUGUGCAGAGUGCAGGGUGAAUGGAAUGGUCUGCUCGAAUUUACUUACAACAAUGGAAACAGUAGAACUGUAGAUGUAACUAAACUUCCUGUCACUAAAAAGCGAGUGCGACCAAUUGAAAAACAAGGCCCUUUUGAAUCUAGACGCUUGUGGCAACAUGUUACUGAAGCUUUGGAGGUAAACAACAUAGAUAAGGCAACUGAAUAUAAGAGCUUAUUGGAGGAACGUCAGAGAUCAGAAGCACGACACCGUGCAGAGACAGAGACACCAUGGGAAACGAAAUAUUUCCACCAGGAGGGUGACGGUUGGAUCUACUACAAGCCUCUAUGGAGGUCUACAAGAGACAACAUUGAGAUAAGUGCACCGACACCUUAGACUCUCUGCAACUGGACUAGAGCAACAUGGCAUUAAAUAAUCAUUCAAAAACAUAGCUGUGACCAAUGUUGUUUAGCUAUAAUGGGGUUUAAUAUUAAAAUGUAAAAUGCAGUUAAUCUUUCAGCUGCUUUUACCCAAUAUUGUGUGUCUGUAUGAUAAAUUGCGUACUCCAAGUACACAUUGGCAUGGUAACGUGAAGGGCACUUUAAUGCUACGGGAAAAAACAAGUGAAAGCAAUUUUUAUCCUCAACUACGUUUUGUAUCUUAUCUAUAGCCUUUUGACUUAAAUUACUUUUUGGCAAGGAUCUUGUAUUAUUUUGACACCAGUACUUGAAUGAGGUAUUGCUUCAAUGAUCGUUGCUGCCUCAAAACAAAGAUUUAUUUCUAACUGGCACAGUGUAGUGCUUUUUUUUCGGCUUGUUCAUGCAGUUGACAAGAAUAGCUGAGAGUCAGGACUGUUGAUUCAGUCUGAAAUUGUUGUAACUAAAAAAAUGCCAGGGUGACCUUUUUGACUUAAUCUAUUAUUUAAGCUGUUUUUUAAAAAAAAGUCUAUUCAGGAGAAAUUUGUCAUAUGAAGUUCCUUUUAAGUACAUUUCUUUAAACAUUGCAGGCAAUUUUUAAAAAUUCCCAAAACAGGGUAAGCAAAUUGAAAACAGUAUACUUGUUACAUUGAGUAAUGUCAUUCAAAAUACCUUGUAUCCAAAGUGUUGUGCCUUAUAUUGUAUUUUUUUAGUAUUGUGUUCUGAUUAGAGUGUGUGAUCUUUGUAGCUGAAUUAUGGCUGAGUUAAUGUUUCAUGAUGAAGUGAAAAUGUAAAGAAUUUUAUGAAUUGAUUUUGUUUCAAUUUAUUUGCAGAAGCAACUUAGUAAGCAAAUCUCCAUAAUAUGAGUGUUAAAAAAGAGAAUGUGAUUUUAACUGAAUUACUUUCAAGGGAACAAUGUGGAGAAUAUCUCUCCUAAUAAUGCUGUUGACACAUUGGUAAACUGUAGUUGAGCACACUAGGGUUUAAGAAAGACUCAAAUGUUGUCAUCACUGGUGAGAUAUUCUGUUUUGUGUGUGUGUGUGUGUGUGUGUGUGUGUGUAUGGCUCUUGAGAGUUGCAAUAAAUCUGAAAUGUCAGUUUAUUCAUGACCAUUUAAUUGUUGUCUCACACAAAUAUAAAUAUUGAUCUUGUGAGAAUGACAGUACCAUUCAUGCUACAAAGAAUAAAUUUUGUCAUCUAUGCAUUGACAGUUGAAAGUUGGUAUUUUCUAAUGUGUGAGAAAACAUAACUUACAAAAUAAGCUUACAUGUUGUGCAAUAUUCCAUGUUAAGCACACAUUUAUGUGAGAUUCUGUAUAAUUUUUUUAUAACUUUAAUUGUAAUUUAACAGGUUAGAUCUGAAUUCAAAAGAAUCUUAGAAUGUUUUGUUGCUGGGAUGUUUAGGCAAGAAAUGAGCAGUACUUUUUUUGAGUUCUUGAUCAUGAGACAGUAAAAGCAGAAAACAUUAUUACUUGCGUUUAAAAUCAGAAAUGAAUUUGAAAGCAUAUUGAUUGUUACACAACACUUUGAGGCUGCAGUCCUGUAUAUUUUGUAAUCAUAUAUAAUGCACUGAAGGAAACUCAAAAUGACACUCCUGUAGUAGUAGCAAGUGUGAAAAGAUUGAAUUAAACAUACUGCAAAAACGCUCAA